AUGGAUUAUUUGACACGGUUAUUUUAUUUAGUAAAUGUCAAGAAUGUUUCUUGUUCAUUGACUGAUAUUUCUUCUAUUAAGAAGUGUAUCAUGCAAUCAGUCGGUAGAAGAAAAUACCUCGAUCUUGUGUUUGAAGAUUCAAGCUCUUAUUUUCAACCUUAUUUUAUGAAAGAGAGGUGUCUUUCAGAUAUUCUGACCACACGAAAGCGUUUCAUCGAAGAACUUCCGGCUGCCUACGGAGGGCAUCAGAAUCACUGGCGUUAUUUGGAUGGCAAAGUUGUCGAAAGGUUGGAUUACAUGUCUGAUGUACUUGAAUUACCAUCACUGAACUGCAAGCCGAAUUUGAAGCGCAUUAUCGACCUACUUACUACAACAAUACAGUCUGAAGUAUUAGGGCCAAUAUCACGACAUAAACUGUUUCAAAUGAAACGAAAAUCGAUUCAAUGUGGUAAGACUCAGAACAAAUUAGAGCAACAGAGAAAUAAAACCCCAAAACAGAAACAUUAUUUUAAUAGCUACGGCAAAGUCCCGAGUAAUAUGAAUUGUAUACAGAACUCACUCAAUAAGAAACCCAAUCUGUUUACGCAUGAAUAUUUGGAUGAGAUGUCUGAUAAACUAGAAGAAGCAGAACAGUUGUACAAAUGGAGUCAGUGUCUACCUCAGUUGUGA
Schistosoma rodhaini is the source of this 669-nucleotide messenger RNA. The record is from the annotation of a GenBank genome assembly. NCBI's taxonomy places the organism in Eukaryota, Metazoa, Platyhelminthes, Trematoda, Strigeidida, Schistosomatidae.